Rattus rattus (black rat) is the source of this 769-nucleotide messenger RNA. Its product is annotated as histone H2A type 1-B. The record is from RefSeq and is a predicted model, not a curated record. The transcript has a single exon. Gene Ontology annotation, cellular component: nucleosome. Gene Ontology annotation, molecular function: DNA binding; structural constituent of chromatin; protein heterodimerization activity. Bases 1 to 393 code for a protein of 130 amino acids. Lineage: Eukaryota; Metazoa; Chordata; Mammalia; Rodentia; Muridae.
AUGUCUGGACGUGGGAAGCAGGGCGGCAAGGCUCGCGCCAAAGCCAAGACCCGGUCCUCCCGGGCCGGCCUGCAGUUCCCCGUGGGUCGUGUGCACCGGCUGCUCCGCAAGGGCAACUACUCGGAGCGCGUGGGCGCCGGCGCCCCAGUGUAUCUGGCGGCCGUGCUGGAGUACCUGACGGCCGAGAUCCUGGAGCUGGCGGGCAACGCGGCGAGGGACAACAAGAAGACGCGCAUCAUCCCGCGCCACCUGCAGCUGGCCAUCCGCAACGACGAGGAGCUCAACAAGCUGCUGGGCCGCGUGACCAUCGCACAGGGCGGCGUCCUGCCCAACAUCCAGGCCGUGCUGCUGCCCAAGAAGACCGAGAGCCACCACAAGGCUAAGGGGAAGUAAGACCAGGGAUCACCAAAGGCUCUUUUCAGAGCCACCUAUAAGAACACACGGAGGAGCUGUGCUAAUUAGAAUGGUAGUUGGGUCAAUUAGUGCAACACUAUGUGGACAGAGAAACAGUAAGUUAAGCCAGUCCUAGGUUUAUUCUCAAGGAUUAAUGAAUCAAACUGCCAAGUUUUAAUUAUUGCCCAGUAAGUAUUAGUACCUCUUAAGUUUUAAUGCUUCAGGCCAGAAACGUUCCCUGUAUUAUUAAAAGAUCAUUGUGUUUGUUCUUGUAUAGCAUUCUAGGAGGAAUAGCAAGUUAUCUAAUAGAUUGUUCUUUCCCUCAGCAUUUACAGGAUGACUUAUGUUAAAAUCUGUCAUUUCUUUAAGCCUCAGC